Messenger RNA from Centropristis striata (black sea bass), 5023 nucleotides. It is a transcript of the gene slc10a2, whose product is annotated as solute carrier family 10 member 2. NCBI's taxonomy places the organism in Eukaryota, Metazoa, Chordata, Actinopteri, Perciformes, Serranidae. The coding region runs from base 2356 to 3465 and encodes 369 amino acids. Gene Ontology annotation, molecular function: bile acid:sodium symporter activity. Gene Ontology annotation, cellular component: apical plasma membrane. Gene Ontology annotation, biological process: bile acid and bile salt transport. The transcript has 6 exons. The record is from RefSeq and is a predicted model, not a curated record.
GUAUUUUUAGUCUAGGCCAAGCUGUGUGAAAUAAUAGCGAAAUCAUAAGCUUGAUUGUUAUAGCACUACCUUGAUGUCAGUAACUAAUUUGCAAACAAUUUGUCAAUUUUGGUGACUUUUGGUCGGUCUUUGCUUUUGUUUUUACUUUUAGCAGACAAAAAAAUAAGGAGAAGAACAAGAAAGAAAGAAUAAUGAGAUCAAAAACAAAUUGGGUUCCUCUGGUAACCAACCACAGCUCAUAAUGGCCUCAAUCAUAGGCAGUUUUGGCCAAAUGAAUGCAAAGUUGCAUUCAAUCUAACAGUGCCACAAACUCCAGCUUUUAAAAUCCUCAUUGGACCAAACCUCGUCCGGCAUAUUCUCAACAAAAGCUUUUUAAGUGUCAUAAAAGUUGUUUAUUGCAAGGUCUGAUGUUAGACAGCAAUAAAUUAUACAGAUCACAUUAUCAUGUUUACUGUUUCCACACAAGCCUCCUGAUGUCUUUCAGAAUGCAAACCAUUGUUUAUAAAUGCAGUUACAUGGUGCCUUCAGUAGCUUUUAAUAAUCACAUGUUAGUUGGUGGUGACUGGUUGUUCUUUAACUUUACAGUCAAACAUUUAUUGUUACAAACGGAGACAUUCACUGUCUCCAGUCUUCGACCGGACCCUGGGAAGGUAAGAACAACCCAAUUGUGUCUUUUUUUCAGUGGAAGAAGAUUAAGAGUACAGAUUUUCCUGCCCAGUAAAACAAAACAAAUUGUUUUAUGGUCACUUUUAACUUGUGUGCUAAUUUUGGCCAAACUUAAUUCCAUCAAAGCGACAGGGAAUGACCAUCGGCUGUAAUUGUUUAAAUGUUUUUUUUUUUUUUUUUUAUCACACUUUAUCCUCUUUUAUUGUUUCCACACUUGGCAUGUGCAACAUGUUGACGUAAAGUUCUUAUAAAACGUCUUACCUCCCACACAGAUAUUUUAAUGUUUUAUGGCUUUAAACUUUAUAUCCACCUUGAUUGAAUGUUGUAAAGAUUUAUGAUUUUUUUACACUUAAAAACCAAAAAGACUGCACUAAUCUCUUCAAACAGAUCUAAAUUAAAUGCAAAUAUAAAAUACAAAAUCAGGAUAUGUGGGUAUGUCUAGAUUGUUUCAGUUUUGCACAUUUGGACACUGUCAAUUUGAUUUCUUCUUCACAUAACAUAACUGAGUAAAUUUGACCAUAACUUCUCUAUUGAAGUCUGGACUAGCCUGUUCCAGGACAUUAUCAUUAUUUUUUUCAGUAAGACAAGUGCUUUUUUUAGAUCAAUUCUUGCCAGAUAUUUGGAUUAAAGAAACAAUGCAAAUGAGCAGAGACUGAUGAAUGACCUUCAACACUUGCUACUGUAUGUAGUGUCCCUCACCUCAGCCACUGAACCCUGUGACUCAGUCAGAGUCUCUGAUUGAUGUUUCUGUAUGAGGAACUUCAGUACUUUUCGUGUCAUAUUUAAAGCAGCUAAGGUGCUUUCAUUUCCUGCUGAGUUUCCAUGAGCAUCAGACUGCAGUUAGAAAACUUAUUUUGCUGCAGCAGGAUCUGUUGCCUGAGGCCUUGCUGGAGUCUGAGCUGAAGGAGGUCCGGCAUGAUUUUGUCAGAAUCUAUCCCUGUGGUACCAUGACAGACAAAGAAUAACUAUAUAGAAAUAGUCAAAAUUCACGCUGAUGGUCUUGUUUGCUUUUGUAGGUCAUAUAGAGGCAUCAGUAUCAAACUGAGCCUGUCUAUGACCAGUUAAAAACUCUUUGCAGCACAUUUAACUAAAUUUUCAAAUCUGGUUUUAGUUUAACAUUUAAGACUUUUUCUAUGAAAGAUGUCAGAAAGUCUUUAUUUCAACCCUGUGCAAUUUAAUGUUUAAAAAAGAUUGUGAUAAAGAGGACAGUAUAGGGAUUUUAUCUGCAAAUAAUACCCAGCACCUACAGGGUGUGCCCUGUCUUUUCAAGCAUCCUCCCUCCUUAUUGGCAUUGCAGGAUGAUGAUGCUGCAUAGCACAGCAGUCCAAUAAAGUUUAAAGAGGCCAAAGGGCAGUUUAAGUUGGAGCUAUUAUGCAAUGACAUUUCACAUUUCAAAAUGAUUCUUGUUUUAUAUGGAUGCAGUUCUGAACACUGACCCCAUAAAAACAUUUAGUUUGGUUAAUUUUUAUUUUUUCCUGCUGAUUUUUCUCCUCCCCGUUGUAUUUGGCUGUAGCAGGGUAGGUAUAAAAAGAGACCAGAGCUGGUCACUGUCGCCAUCAUCUUCUUGGACAUCAGAGGAGAAGCUGUCUCGUGGAAUCUAAGAAUUACAAGCUCUAAGGACACUCUCAUCUAGUCAUCGCUUUUCAAAUCAGGAGCCAUUGUUUCCCCUCUCCCACUUAACUGUCCACGAUGACGACCACAGCCGUGCCGAUGGGCUGCGACCCUCUUGCUACAGUGUGUUCAGGCACAGACUGCCUUGUUCCUGCCAGUGACUUCAAUGCCAUGCUGAGCCUGGUGUUGAGCAUUGUGCUGACUGUAAUGCUUGCGAUGGUCAUGUUCUCCAUGGGCUGCACUGUGGAUGCCCAAAAACUGUGGGGCCACAUCAGGAGACCCUGGGGCAUCUUUAUCGGCUUCAUCUGCCAGUUUGGCAUUAUGCCUUUUACAGCCUUUGCCUUGUCUUUGGCCUUUAAUGUUCAGCCUGUACAGGCUGUUGUCAUCAUCAUUAUGGGCUGCUGCCCUGGAGGCUCCGGCUCCAACAUUAUCUGCUACUGGCUGGAUGGAGACAUGGACCUAAGUAUCAGUAUGACAGCCUGCUCCUCUAUCCUGGCCUUGGGGAUGAUGCCUCUCUGUCUGCUCAUUUACACCUCCACCUGGACUUCUGCCGACACCAUUGAGAUCCCAUAUGACAGUAUUGGAAUCACUCUAGUGGCCCUUCUUGUUCCAAUUGCUGUGGGAAUGUAUGUGAAACGCAGGUGGCCCCACGUGGCAAAAAAGAUCCUCAAGGUAGGGUCCAUUGUAGGCUUUCUUCUUAUUAUCACCAUAGCUGUGGUUGGAGGAGUUCUCUACCAGUCCUCCUGGACAAUUGCUCCCUCCCUGUGGAUCAUUGGAACCAUCUAUCCCUUCAUCGGUUUCGGCCUAGGGUUCUGCUUGGCCCGCUUUGCUGGUCAACCCUGGCACAGAUGUCGAACCAUCGCUUUGGAGACAGGUUUUCAGAACUCCCAGCUGUGCAGCACCAUCGUCCAGCUGUCCUUCAGCCCUGCUGAGCUGGAAAUCAUGUUUGCAUUCCCCCUCAUCUACAGCAUCUUCCAGCUUGUGGUGGCCGUGUCAUCGGUGGGAGCCUACCAGGCAUACAAAAAGUUUUGUGGUUUCACUGAGUCAGACAGUGAGGCUCCAGCCCUGGAAGAUGGUGGAGAUGAAUCAAAGAAGAAGGGACACGUUUUGGAAAAUAGUGCCUUCGAAUUUGAUGACAAUGGCAUCUGCGAGGAGAAGGGCAGUGUCAAAAAGAUCACCCAGCUUUGAGAGUACACAUCUGCAAAUCACUGACUUAAACUAACAUCAUGUGGCCACAGCCCUACUGAACACACACUGCACUCUGCAGGCUGGAGAUGUACACUACGUCUCCUGUUCUCAUCAACUUUUGCAAAAACAGGGGUGCCAAACUUCUUCCCCAACAUGGCCAUCAGUUGGUCAGUCCCAAAAUUAAAGGGGGUACAGUAAGUCACACUGUUGAAUUGUAAUAUGAAUUGUGUUGUUUUAUAUGAGGCCCUUCUUUCCCUUAAUUUAUUCAUAUUUUAUAAUUGUACCACUUUACUCUGUACAUUCUGUCAGCAAACCUGUUUGUUGAGUAUUUAAUGCUGUUUAUGUAGAUAAUGGGGACAUUACAGGUGAAUAGGAUACUUUUUUACCUUAUAGAUAUUAUCAUUAAGCUUCUCCAGUUGAUAACUUACAUAAAUACAUCUUUUUGUAUUACACGUUUAUAUAUGCAAAUGCGGCAUUAUUUUUAUUAAACAUGUCCUUAUUUACAUACAUUUCGAGUGAAAUCUGAACAUUGGAUGAAGCCAGGUUCAAAGUUCACUGUUUCAUGUUGUUGACAUAUAAGAGUCAAAGGGUUUUACAAUAGGGGAUUUUGAAUAUCACUCAAUAAAACAAAAAGAGUCUGAGAAAGAAACUUGGCCUUUAAGGGGAUAUAUUGUACUUAUUUUCAGGUUUAUACCGAAAUGAAAUUAAAACAUAUUUUUCUUCUCAAAAAGACGUGAAAAUCUCACUUGCAAAUGAGGUUUAAUAUAAUACUAACUAUGUGAAUUUAGAAGAAAUUUACAGACCAAAAGUUAAAAAAAAAGGUUGUUUUUUUCUGAUGUAGCAGAUGAAAUGAAAAAAUACAAAUUUAUAUGCCUCAUAGAAGGCUAGGAGGCUGAUUCUUGACAUUCUAAAAUAUGUAAACUUGUGGUUUUGCAUAUUUAUCCAAACUGAAGAAACUAGGAUAUACAGUGUUUAUGAAGCAUAUUCAAUCUUUUGCUAAUUUAUUCAUCCUCUAUAUUGUGCAAAUGUGACAAACACAGAAUUCACUUUCAGCCUACUGAAAGCUUUCAUUUUCUUGAUUUUUCAUGGUAAUAAAUUAUUUUACAAAACUCUUGUACCACCAUGAUUAAGAAAUGUGCAUUUCUGAAAUUAAGAGUUGUAAAUCAAAACAUCUUGUACAUUUUUAUUAUAUUUUUAUUUUAUUGCAUUCGUUUGUUAUCCUUAUCUGCUUAUGCACACUUGGGUCGUGGACAGGUCUCCAGACUAUCACAGGACUGACAUAUAGAGACAGACAAUCACGCUCUCACACCUAUGGACAAUUUAGAGUCACCAAUUAAACCUAAGUGCCUGUUUUUGGACUGUGGGAGGAAGCCAGAGUACCCGGUGAGAACCCACGCUGACAUGGGGAGAACAUCUAAACUCCACACAGAAGAGCUGCAGGCCGGAGUCAAACCGGCGAACCUCUUGCUGUGAGGUGAGAGUGCUAACCACUACACCAUUGUGUAGCCCCUAUUUUGUUGUAAUUAUUAUUUUGAUGAGUAUGGGUAUUCACCUCAAU